AUGGCGCAAGCUAAUGAAGAUGAUCAGACCCAUGUUUUACAGUUCAAUUACGAUGAUGAAGACGGCUGCGCGCUUACUGCUCUCGUCAACGAUGUUCGCUUUCAUGUCCUUGUUGCUGUAAAGGACCUCCAAAAGUCGCGCGACAAGCCUCUAUACUACGAGUACUUGGACAAGCUGUACGCAUGGCGCGAUGCUGAGCGACGGGAAGAAGAAGAGGCUGAGAGACAGCAAAUUGCUGGCAAGGAGGAGAAAAAGGGGCAGUCCAAUGACAAGGACAGCGCCAUCGAUGUCACGACCGAUGAAGACUCAGAUGAGGACCAAGAUUCCGUCAGUGCCGCAGUCGAACUUCGCAAUUGGAUACUUGCAGCUUUCUCGGAUGUCAUAUUGGAAUGGGCACCACCCAAUCGCGAACCCAUCGACUCGACACUGUACGAAUGGUACCAUGGACCAACAUAUUUCUACAGCCUACAGAUCAAAGGAGGUAAACUAGAGCCAGAGCUCCUCGAAACAACGGACGAGCUGAAUGCGCGGAUCGAGGAACUAGUUCCUAGACUGAAGAUGCCGAAGUAUAUCCAAGCGAUCGACCUUCCCUGGUUCAAUGCCAACGACCUCACUGUCCGAUCCGAAGUCUCCCUUCCGGAGCCCGCACAUCCCGGUAUUGUCGUCAACCAAGAGGGCAAAGAAUACUUCUUCAAGCCCGUUGUGCCCGAGCAACCCGGUCCCAUAAAGCGCGAAAUCAGCAUCUUGCAGAAACUAGGCCAACAAGACCUCGACAUCAAAAUUCCUAAAUUGCUCGGCUUCGUGUCCUUUGAAAACAGUAAGACUGACAUUAUGGGGUUCUUACUUACUCCUAUCGCAUCUCCACGCCCAUUGACCACGUUACUCAAAUCAUCAGUCCCUCGCUCCCAGCGCGCAGACUGGGCGACCAAGUCCGAGAAAUAUGUCAAUACUUUGCACGAACACAACAUUAUCUGGGGCGAUGCGAAGGCGGACAACUUCAUAGUCGAUGAGCACGACGAGCUCUGGAUUAUCGAUUUUGGAGGCAGUUUUACGGAAGGCUGGGUGGAUCCGGAAAACAGCGAGACCGUGGAGGGAGACGAACAGGGUUUAGAGAAGGUGAUAAGGGCUUUGGAAGAUCCGGAUGGUCAGACGUGUGAUCCGGGAGAGACCGCUAGUAGUUUGUUUGUAACGGAACGGCCGUCGACAAAGUUUGAAGGAGAAGGGAGUAGCAAGCGGAGGAGAGAGUCUGAGGAGGACGUGGAGAAGGGCACCAAGAGAAGGAAAGCGGGUGAUGAUGUUACAGAUGGAAGUGAGGACGAGUUCACACCCGAGUAA
Molecule: messenger RNA, 1335 nt
Organism: Parastagonospora nodorum SN15
Lineage: Eukaryota; Fungi; Ascomycota; Dothideomycetes; Pleosporales; Phaeosphaeriaceae
Exons: 1
Coding region: 1-1335 (444 amino acids)
Biological process (GO): protein phosphorylation
Molecular function (GO): ATP binding; protein kinase activity
Source: RefSeq, a predicted model, not a curated record